Molecule: messenger RNA, 1947 nt
Organism: Aspergillus calidoustus
Lineage: Eukaryota; Fungi; Ascomycota; Eurotiomycetes; Eurotiales; Aspergillaceae
Source: the annotation of a GenBank genome assembly
CCCCCAUAAAUCGCAGCGCGGGGGCAGAGCGAAACAGGUUUAGUGCUCUGCAUCUGCACCGUGACACCCUCAGAAAUCGCCAAAAUGAAGCUCGAUCUCUCCGUCUACCUGGUGACAGACUCGACGCCUGCCAUCCUCCGGGAUCGCGAUCUGUGCGCCGUGGUGGAAGAGGCUCUCAAGGGCGGUGUAACCGUUGUCCAGUACCGGGACAAGAAGAGUGAUACGGGCGCUCAGAUUGAGAUUGCCCGUAGGCUUCAUCAAAUCACACAGGCGUAUGGGGUGCCGUUGAUUAUCAAUGACCGUGUCGAUGUUGCGCUGGCGGUUGGCGCCGAGGGUGUGCAUCUCGGGCAGGAUGAUAUGUUGAUUUCUGAAGCGAAGAAGCUCCUGCCAAAGGAUGCCAUCAUCGGGAUCAGCGCUUCGUCCAUUGAAGAGGCCCAGGCCGCCGUUGCAGCUGGCGCGGACUAUCUUGGGAUAGGAACCAUGUUUGCGACGCCUACGAAAACCAACACCAAGUCGAUCAUCGGCACCGCCGGCACACAGGCUAUCCUCGAAGCCAUUGCCGAUUCAGGCAACUCAGUGGGAACGGUGUGCAUUGGCGGAAUCAACGCCUCCAACGUCCAACGCGUUCUGUAUCAGUCGGAGUCCCCCCGUAAGCGCCUGGACGGUGCUGCAAUCGUCAGUGCGAUCAUGGCGGCCGAAGACCCGAAAGCCGCCGCGGCGAACCUCGCUCAACUCAUCGCCACUCCUCCGCCCUUCGUCCGGAACCUGGACGCCAGCGCUUCCUCUGAUACAGCCACGCUGGUCGAGAGCGUACCUGGUAUCGUGCAGAAACUGGUCCAGGUCCACCCGCUUGUGCACAAUAUGAUCAACUUUGUUGUUGCGAACUUUGUUGCAAACGUCACCCUUGCCAUCGGCGCAUCCCCAAUCAUGUCUCCUUACGGUGACGAAGCAAAAGACCUCUGCCAAUUCGACGGCGCCCUGGUAAUAAACAUGGGCACGCUGACCGCACAGAGCCCGCCGGAGUACCUCAAAGCGAUCCAAGCCUACAACCAGCGCGGGAACCCCGUGGUCUACGACCCCGUCGGUGCUGGUGCAACGGGAAUCCGACGCGGCGUCGUCAAGCAGCUCAUGGCGGGCGGAUACUUUGACCUCAUCAAGGGCAACGAGGGAGAGAUCCGGCAGGUUGCGGGGAGUAGUUCGGUGCAGCAGCGUGGUGUCGACAGUGGGCCCAGUGCGCUGGAUGCAAAGGCUAAAGCGAGGCUGGCGAGGGAUCUUGCGCGGAGGGAGCGAAACAUCGUCCUACUCACAGGCGCGGUCGACUACCUUAGCGACGGCAACCGCGUCGUCGCCGUCGAAAACGGCCACAAGUUCCUUGGCCAGGUUACCGGGACCGGCUGCGCCCUAGGCACCGUAUCAGGCUGCUUCCUCGCAACGCACCCAACCGACAAAUUCCUCGCCGUCCUCUCCGCACUACUCAUGUACGAGAUCGCGGCUGAAAACGCAGCGGCCAAGGAAUAUGUCCGCGGCCCGGGAAGCUUUGCGACUGCCUUCAUCGACGAGCUCUAUGCUAUCCGCGAGGCGGCGUUGAAGGGCAAUGAUGGGUGGUUUGUUGGACGGGCGAAGGUUUCGGAGGUUUCGCUGGAGUAAGAGGUAGCCAUAGAGGUGUGAUUAUGUUGGUGGCGGGGUUGUUUGGAUGGUGGAAAGGGUCAUGAGGCUCUCCUUCUAUAGGAAAGGUCUGUAUAUAGCCCGUUGACCCCUUUUUGGUUGUCGGGAGCACCCUAGUACUCGAAGCCGUAUGUUCGUGGCUGUGAUUACCUCUUAUUAGCAUAGAACUGCGGUCAAAAAUCGAUAGUUGAUUCUGCUAUGGCUUGAUUGAUCAAAACGUAGCGUACCGCAGACGCAACGUCCCAGCGUGGAUAUCCCCUCACAGUAUAUGCACAAUCUGCC